This is a messenger RNA of Rhizopus microsporus ATCC 52813, 1611 nucleotides long. Its product is annotated as translation initiation factor eIF2 subunit gamma. The transcript has 6 exons. Gene Ontology annotation, cellular component: cytosol; eukaryotic translation initiation factor 2 complex. Gene Ontology annotation, molecular function: GTP binding; GTPase activity; tRNA binding. Lineage: Eukaryota; Fungi; Mucoromycota; Mucoromycetes; Mucorales; Rhizopodaceae. The record is from RefSeq and is a predicted model, not a curated record. Bases 117 to 1478 code for a protein of 453 amino acids. Gene Ontology annotation, biological process: formation of translation preinitiation complex; positive regulation of translational fidelity.
GUGUGACCGCUUAUCACCAGUGCGCCAAUUUUUUUAUAAUUUUUUUUUCUGUCCCCUCCUCUGUCAACUCUGUCUAUCUCUCUCUCUUUUUUUGUUAUAACAACAAUAAAAUAACAAUGGCCGCAGUAGCUAAUGUUGAUGUCACUAAAUUGACUCCUUUGUCCCCUGAAGUAAUUUCUAAGCAAGCUACCAUCAAUAUCGGUACUAUUGGACAUGUAGCUCACGGUAAAUCAACUGUGGUUAAAGCUAUUUCUGGUGUUCAAACUGUUCGUUUCAAGAAUGAAAUGGAGAGAAAUAUUACCAUUAAGCUUGGUUACGCCAAUGCUAAAAUUUACAAGUGUAAUAAUUCCGAGUGUCCCAGACCUGGUUGUUACAAGUCUUAUGGUUCCGGAAAGGAGGACAAUCCUCCAUGUGAACGUCCUGGCUGUGGUGGCACCAUGCAACUUGUCCGUCAUAUUAGUUUUGUUGACUGUCCCGGUCACGAUAUUCUUAUGACUACUAUGCUUUCAGGUGCAGCUGUCAUGGAUGCCGCAUUAUUAUUAAUUGCCGGUAACGAAUCUUGUCCUCAACCACAGACUUCAGAACAUCUUGCAGCUAUCGAAAUCAUGAAGCUUCAACAUGUCAUCAUCCUUCAAAAUAAGGUCGAUCUUGUAAAGAAAGAAGCUGCGCUCGAACAACACAAAGAUAUUCUUGCAUUCGUAAAGGGUACUGUUGCUGAUGGUGCCCCAAUUGUUCCUAUCUCAGCCCAACUUAAAUACAAUAUUGAUGCUGUGAAUGAAUACAUUACCAAGAAGAUUCCUGUUCCUGUUCGUGAUUUUGCAGCUGUUCCUCGUUUGAUUGUGAUUCGUUCAUUUGAUAUCAACAAGCCAGGUGCUGAUGUAGAUAAUCUCCAAGGUGGUGUUGCUGGUGGCUCAAUCUUGAAGGGUGUCUUGAAGAUUGGUGAUGAUAUCGAAGUUCGUCCUGGCGUGAUCAUCAAAGAUCAAGAAGGACGUAUUCGUGCUCGUCCUAUCUUAUCCAAGGUUUUGACCUUGCUCGCAGAACACAAUAAAUUGGAAUUUGCUGUUCCCGGUGGUUUAAUUGGUGUUGGUACUCAAAUGGAUCCUACCUUAUGUCGUGGCGAUCGUUUGGUUGGUCAAGUACUUGGUUAUCCUGGAACAUUACCUUCAAUCUAUACAGAACUCGAAAUUUCUUACUUCUUGCUGCGUCGUUUAUUGGGUGUAAAGACAGAUGAUAAGAAGCAAGCCAAGGUUGCUAAAUUAUCCAAAGGUGAAUUGCUCUUGGUCAAUAUUGGUUCAGUUUCAACUGGUGGUAAGGUCGUUGGUGUCAAGGCUGAUCUUGCAAAGAUUGUGUUGACUGGCCCCACUUGUACCGAAAUUGGUGACAAGGUAGCUAUUUCUAGAAAGAUUGAAAGACAUUGGCGUCUCAUUGGUUGGGGUAAGAUCAAGCGUGGUACUGUUUUAGAAGCUGAAGCCAAUUAAGACAUAUUGUAUACUCACAUUUACGCAUAUAAAGUUUGUAAAUUUUUUAAUGAAUAAGCUGCUUUUGACUUUUUACUUGGUUUCUUGUUUGUCAUUUUUAAAUCCAGCGACGGUUGAAGUUUCUUUUUUUUUU